Zasmidium cellare ATCC 36951 is the source of this 849-nucleotide messenger RNA. RefSeq lists its product as uncharacterized. The record is from RefSeq and is a predicted model, not a curated record. The coding region runs from base 1 to 849 and encodes 282 amino acids. The transcript is spliced from 2 exons. NCBI's taxonomy places the organism in Eukaryota, Fungi, Ascomycota, Dothideomycetes, Mycosphaerellales, Mycosphaerellaceae.
AUGGCCACCAACAACGAGACCAAAUCCCUCAUGGACUCGAUCAUAACCGCCCACGGCGGCCUCACCCCCUUCACCACCCUCCACCAAAUCCAAUGCACCUUCGCCUUCCACGGCCUGGCCCUCGAACUCAAAGGCUACGGAGGCAAAACCCGCCACCCGACCAUCACCGUCUUCCCCCAGAACCAAAACCCCCUCGACCCCUGCAACCCCUGGACCAUCACCACCGCCCUCGGCGACGGCGACCCCACCGACCGCUGGCUCUUCACGCCGAGCAAAGUCUGGAUCGAAAACGCCGAGGGGAAAGUCCUGCAGGAACGGGAAAAUCCCCGCGAGUCCUUUCAGGGACACGUCCUGACGACGCAGUGGGACGAUCUGCAGCUGUGUUACUUUUUGAGCUAUGCCAUGUACAACUACCUCACCAUGCCGUGGCUCUUCACACGGCCGGGGUUCGGCGUCGAGGAAGUUCAGGACUCCUCCUCCCCCCAUGUCGAAUCCCCUCACCACCGCCAACCCUGGCGCCUCCUCCGCGUCACGCACCCGCCCGACUUCCCCACGCACACGCGGGUGCAAGAUUUCUAUUUCGGCGAGAAAGACUUCUUGUUGAAGAGCUUUGAUUAUGAGGUUGAUAUCUUUGGGGGUGUGGCGGCGCAUUAUGUUUUUGAUUAUAAGAGGGUUGGGGGGUUGGGGGUGUUGUUGCCGAGUGUGAGGAGGGUUGUGAGGAGGGUAAAGGGGACGAGGGAGGCGGUUGUGGGGAGCCAUACGGCGUUUUGGGUGCAGUAUAUGGAGGUGAGGUUGGUUGAUGGGGAGGGGAGGGUGUGCGGGGAUUUGGAGAGGGUUGUUACGGAGUGA